AUGCUUAGCAUAUUUCAGUCUUGCAAGAGCAAAACCUCAAGUUUUGACAAUAACAAAUUGCGUUGUCACUCAACUAGACUCUCCCAAACUCAAUAUUCUUGUCCAAGAGUAACUGAGGAAGACAAAUUAUUAUUUGAGAAUACUUAAUUAAAAUAUCAGCUUCAUUAGUUGGAAGAGGAAUUUAAAAUGUAUAAACUAAAAUAAAGACAUAUGAAAACUGGAUAAAACUUUAGCGGAGAAAUUUGUUUUUAAUUGUAGAAUCUGAGAAAGUUACAGACUAUAAAUAAGUAGCUGGAACAGGAGUUGCUAUAAAAGGUUAAGGAGAUUGAAGAGAUGAAAAAAUCAAUGAACCUUACCAAAUAGCAAGAAUUACAAAUUGAGUGUAAGGAAUAUCAUUCAGAAUGCCUACGAUUAAGAAAAUAAAUUUAAUAACUUAAUUAGCUUCUAAAUUACAAACUCAACGGAGUUAAUUUGAAAGAUCUCUAUGAAGAUUUGGAAAAAAGACUUAAAAAAUUACAAGUUGAAACUAAAUAAUAAUAAUAACUAAUUUAAUAAUUACAAUCUGAUACAACAAAAUAUAAAAAUUAGAUCGAAAAAUUAGAGCUCGAGAAUAAACAUUUUGAAAGGGAAAACAAAAAAUAACUACUUUUGAUAAGCCAAAUACAAGUGCCUCAGCCAAAUAAAUUUAAGAAUAGACUACAAAUUUAUAGAGAUGAAGUUGAAAUCACUAAACUGUAAGCAAAGAUUAUGGAACUACAACAGCAACUUAUAAAUUAACAGAAUUACAAGGAGUAGUAUAUACAAUAGCUCUUAAAGAUUAUCAAUGAAAAGGAUGAUUAACUAUAAGCUUAUGAAUUAUCAAAUCCAAAUCUAAUUAUCAAAUAAGCAACUGAAACGUAAUAAUUGAUUCUAGAUUAAAAGUACUAAAAAUUUGUAGAGAAUAUUUAAAGUGAAAAGUCUAUUGAGAAUGAAAUAAUCAGUGAUAUGCCAUCCUAAAUGAAUCUUUUGAGGCAGCCAAGCAUUCGAAAAAAAUAGCAUAUGCUUGAUUAUCAGAAAUCAUUUCAAAUUGAUAUCACGAGCAUAAAUGGGUUUGAAGAAAAUUCCCCUUAAACUGAAGAAGUGGAUGAUAACAUAUCCAUCAAAAAGGAGUUCAAAAUUUAAAAACUUCCUAAAGUCAACUAUUAUGAAGUCAGAACCAUAGGUCAAAGGCUAAAGUUUCAAUUUUAAUUGAAAUAGAUUCCCCUGAUAUAUUUGGAUCAACUUCUGAAUUAUUACGAGGAUUCCGAAAUCACUAUAGAAGAAGUCAUAGAAAUUUUAACCAAGGAGCCUUUUAUGAUGAAUGAUGAGAGAGAAAAGCUGUUGGUGGCUCGGUAUCUUGUCGAAGAUAAUACCUAAGAUUAUGUUCUCCAUAGUCUCAAAAAUUCUAAUUCCAUCUCAAUUAUUAAAAGUGUUUUGAAAUAGUUAUUAGGUAAGUAUGAGUUGUUUUCUAAUUCGGAAAGGAAUAAUAUUGAAUAACAUCUAAAAUAGGUACUCACGAAACAUCAAUACAAGAUACAAGACACUUUAUAAUAAUUGGCAAUCAAGAAGAACUAUUCGUAGUAGGGAGAAUGUGAUAACUCUGAUUAUGAAACUACAUUGAGAUUUUGUGAAAUCUAAUUAUAACCAAGAUCAAUUGAAUAUAUGGAAAUGAUAAACUACAAUUUAGGAAAAAAUUUAGAGAAGAUAAAUUACAAAUCAUUACUCUAAUAUUUUUGCGAUUCUUAAUCAUGA
Messenger RNA from Paramecium tetraurelia, 1770 nucleotides. RefSeq lists its product as uncharacterized. NCBI's taxonomy places the organism in Eukaryota, Ciliophora, Oligohymenophorea, Peniculida, Parameciidae. The record is from RefSeq and is a predicted model, not a curated record. The transcript is spliced from 2 exons.